GAUUAAAGCAUGAAUGGUAGCAGCUUCCCAGCCACGAUGGAGCGAGAAGGCGGUUCAGGCUAUGGGAAUAAGGUUUCCUCCCAAAUGAGACCCUGAGGUUCCUGCUGGCAGCUCCAGCGCUGUCCUGUAGAAGUGCCCUCCUGCUCCUGGUCCCAGCAGCCGAGGCCCCUCCAAACCUGCUUCUGCAAUGGGUGGGUUGUAAGCACUGGUAAUGAGGAGCUGUGGGUCCAGUCAGUCUUGGAGAUGCCGAAGAGACGAGACAUCCUGGCUAUCGUGCUGAUAGUUCUGCCCUGGACACUACUAAUCACCGUCUGGCACCAGAGCACCAUUGCUCCACUGCUUGCAGUGCACAAGGAUGAUGGUGGUGACUCCCGGCGUGAUCUCGCUGCAGGCUUGGACUCCAAGGAAUACUGCUUGUCGGACCGGGACAUUGUGGAGGUGGUGAGGACAGAAUAUGUUUAUACCCGCCCGCCCCCGUGGUCGGACACCCUUCCCACCAUCCACGUCAUUACACCCACCUACAGUCGGCCCGUGCAGAAGGCAGAGCUGACGCGCCUGGCCAACACCCUCCUGCACGUCCCCAACCUGCACUGGAUCCUGGUGGAGGACUCGCAGCGGCGCACGCCUCUCAUCACCCGCCUGCUGCGGGACACGGGGCUCAACUACACCCACCUCAACGUGGAGACACCCCGCAACUACAAGCUGCGGGGAGACAUGAGGGAUCCCCGCAUUCCUCGAGGGACCAUGCAGAGGAACCUUGCCCUGAGGUGGCUGAGAGAGACCUUUAACAAAAAUAACAGCCAGCCUGGGAUUGUUUACUUCGCCGAUGAUGAUAACACCUACAGCCUGGAGCUCUUUGAGGAGAUGCGCAGCACCAGAAAGGUGUCGGUGUGGCCGGUCGCCUUCGUUGGUGGCUUGCGCUACGAGUCUCCCAAAGUGAACGCCGCAGGGAAGGUCUACGGCUGGAAAACGGUGUUCGACCCCCACCGCCCCUUCGCCAUAGACAUGGCGGGGUUUGCUGUGAACCUCAGGCUGAUUCUCCAGCGAUCUCAGGCUUACUUCAAACUGCGAGGAGUGAAGGGAGGCUAUCAGGAGAGCAGCCUGCUCCGGGAACUCGUGACCUUGAAUGACCUUGAGCCGAAAGCUGCCAAUUGCACUAAGAUUUUAGUCUGGCAUACGAGGACGGAAAAGCCUGUGCUGGUGAAUGAGGGGAAGAAAGGAUUCACAGAUCCCAACGUGGAAAUCUGA
Messenger RNA from Mesitornis unicolor (brown roatelo), 1248 nucleotides. It is a transcript of the gene B3GAT1, whose product is annotated as beta-1,3-glucuronyltransferase 1. Gene Ontology annotation, cellular component: Golgi membrane. Bases 244 to 1248 code for a protein of 334 amino acids. Gene Ontology annotation, molecular function: galactosylgalactosylxylosylprotein 3-beta-glucuronosyltransferase activity. The record is from RefSeq and is a predicted model, not a curated record. The transcript is spliced from 6 exons. Gene Ontology annotation, biological process: carbohydrate metabolic process; chondroitin sulfate proteoglycan biosynthetic process. NCBI's taxonomy places the organism in Eukaryota, Metazoa, Chordata, Aves, Mesitornithiformes, Mesitornithidae.